Molecule: messenger RNA, 2352 nt
Organism: Monopterus albus (swamp eel)
Lineage: Eukaryota; Metazoa; Chordata; Actinopteri; Synbranchiformes; Synbranchidae
Product: extracellular calcium-sensing receptor-like
Exons: 7
Biological process (GO): G protein-coupled receptor signaling pathway
Cellular component (GO): plasma membrane
Molecular function (GO): G protein-coupled receptor activity
Source: RefSeq, a predicted model, not a curated record
UCACGUGUAAUGGUCUUUGCCAUUGAGGAGAUAAACAAGAGUACAAAGCUGCUGCCGGGCAUCAGGCUCGGUUAUCAGAUCCAUGACUCCUGUGCUUCAGUGACUGUGGCAGUGCAUGCAGCAUUCCAGCUUUCUAAUGGCCUGGACCCUGUGUUUUAUACUGGUGCCAAUUGCUCAAAAUCUAGUACAGUGAUGGCUGUUGUUGGUGAGUCUGGGUCCACACCAUCUAUAAGCAUUUCACAUGUCAUCGGACCCUUUAAUAUUCCUCAAGUGAGCCACUCUGCCACUUGUGCAUGCCUAUCUGAUAAGCGUCAGUACCCGAGUUUCUUCAGAACAAUCCCCAGCGAUCAGUUCCAGGCUGUGGCACUGGCCAAGCUGGUGAAACACUUUGGCUGGACUUGGAUAGGUGCUGUCCGGUCAGAUUCAGACUAUGGGAAUAAUGGCAUGGCGUCUUUCCUGGAUGCAGCGCAAAAAGAGGGGAUCUGUGUUGAAUACUCUGAAUCUUUCUAUCGGACCCACCCACGUAGCAGGAUCCAAAGAGUGGCUGAUGUUAUCCGCAGUUCAACAGCUAGGGUUGUUGUGGCAUUUUAGCCUUCCGGUGACAUGGGCAUCCUGCUGGAGGAGCUGUCUCGUGAGCCUUCCCCACCUCGCCAGUGGAUAGGCAGUGAAGGCUGGAUAACCCAUCCAGACAUGCUGAGGUUCACGUUCUGUGCUGGAGCAAUCGGAUUUGCCAUUCAAAAAUCUGUCAUCCCAGGUCUGAGAGACUUCCUGCUGGACCUCUCUCCCACUAAAGUUGCAGCUUCUCCAGUUCUGACUGAGUUCUGGGAGGAUGCAUUCAACUGCAGGCUGGAACAAAGUACAAAAGUUGAGCUAAUUCCUUGUGGUUCUGCCACUGACAAGAAGGUGUGUAAUGGAAGUGAAGACAUACGGAAGCUCCAGAGCCCGUACACUGACACGUCUCAGGUCCGAUCCGAUAACAUGGUGUACAAGGCUAUUUAUGCAAUAGCACAUGCCAUUCAUAAUGUUGCCACAGACAAGAGGGUGUGUAAUGGAAGUGAAGACAUACAGAAGCUCCAGAGCCCAUACACUGACACGUCUCAGAUGCUUACUCAGCUGAAGAAAGUAAAUUUUUCCCAGAAUGGUUAUCAUGUGUCAUUUGAUGCCAAUGGGGAUCCUGUGGCCACAUAUGAGCUGGUUAACUGGCAGAAAAGUGAGAGUGGCAGCAUUGUGUUGGUGACCGUAGGGUAUUAUGAUGCAUCACUGCCACUGGGCCAGGAGUUACAUAUCAACAGGAACCUCACCUGGGCAGAGGGCAGCACACAAGUACCUGUGUCAGUGUGCACUGACAGCUGUCCUCAAGGAACUCAUAAAGUGCUGCAGGAAGGAAAAUCCAUCUGUUGUUAUGAUUGUGUCCCAUGUCCUGUGGGAGAGAUCAGCAAUGCUACAGAUUCCUCAGAUUGUUUCCCUUGUCCCAAGGAGUUCUGGCCUAAUGCAAACAAAGACACAUGUUUCCCCAAGCUUGUAGAGUUUCUUUCCUUUGAUGAGGUCCUAGGAAUCAUCCUGGCUGCAUUCUCAGUUGGUGGUGCCUGUCUGGCCAUUAUAACAGCCAGUGUAUUCUUUCGACACAGAACAUCUCCAAUUGUCAGGGCCAACAACUCUGAGCUGAGCUUCCUGCUGCUCUUCUCCCUGACUCUCUGUUUCUUAUGUUCAUUAACUUUCAUUGGAGCACCCUCCGAGUGGUCCUGCAUGCUGCGCCACACAGCGUUUGGGAUCACCUUUGUUCUCUGUAUCUCUUGUGUUCUCUGUAAAACUAUAGUGGUGUUAAUGGCCUUCAAAGCGACACUUCCAGGCAGUAAUGUGAUGAAAUGGUUUGGUCCUCCACAGCAAAGAAUGACAGUAGUGUCUUUCACAUUUAUUCAAGUGUUAAUAUGUACUAUUUGGUUGGUUGUUAGCCCCCCUUUUCCAAUGAAAAACCUAACCACAUACAAAGAAAGAAUCAUCCUGGAGUGUGCAUUGGGCUCAGCUGUUGGGUUCUGGGCUGUGCUUGGGUACAUUGGCCUACUGGCUGUCUUUUGCUUUGUGUUAGCCGUCCUAGCCCGGAAACUACCUGAUAACUUCAAUGAAGCCAAGUUUAUCACGUUCAGCAUGUUGAUAUUCUGUGCAGUCUGGAUCACUUUUAUCCCAGCAUAUGUCAGCUCUCCUGGGAAGUUUACUGUGGCUGUGGAGAUAUUUGCUAUUCUGGCCUCCAGUUUUGGUUUAAUACUGUGUAUAUUUGCUCCAAAGUGUUUUAUCAUAUUGUUUAAACCAGAGAAGAACACCAAGAAACAUGUAAUGAACAAAACUGUAUCUUAG